Molecule: messenger RNA, 492 nt
Organism: Doryrhamphus excisus (bluestripe pipefish)
Lineage: Eukaryota; Metazoa; Chordata; Actinopteri; Syngnathiformes; Syngnathidae
Gene: cox8a
Product: cytochrome c oxidase subunit 8A
Biological process (GO): mitochondrial electron transport, cytochrome c to oxygen
Cellular component (GO): mitochondrion; respiratory chain complex IV
Source: RefSeq, a predicted model, not a curated record
CGGUUUGGCAAAUGAGGGAAGUGACGUCACAACAGCAAACUACAGCGGACAUACGACUCGACAUCGACGAAACACAUCGGACAAAUAUGUCUGGGCUUCUGCGAACCAUUACAAACCGUGUUACUCCUACUUUGCGGGGGUUCACCAUCAGCCAGAAGGCAAAUGUCUACACUAAACCUGCCAAGGAGAAUAUAGGCGCUAUGGAAACCGCCAUUGGACUGGGUAUGUUCUGUGUCGCCAUCCUGGGACCGUCGGGAUGGAUCCUGGCCCACCUGGAGGACUACAAGAAGAGAGAUUAAAUUGGACGUUUUAAUCAUAGACCUGGCCUUCUGCGUCCCGAUGGAGCCUCCACCACUUCCACCGCAGAGGAACAUGUGGCCCGCUGUCAACCAGCCACAUCUUAGGGACAGACAUUUUUCCUCAACAAUAUCCAUCCCGCAUACUUUCCUGUGCAUAUGUUGUGAGUACAACAAUAAAUCUUAAAGCCCAGAA